AUGCAGAACAAUACAGCACGUGCCGAAGCAAGACUAGAACAUCUUGAGGAGCUGGUUCACCAGUUGGUGGCGCGCAACAACAACGAUGCUGAGUCUACCUCAGCUGCGCCGGAGAUGACUGUGGAGCAGUUUGACUCCGAGAGUGCAACGCUCUACACAGGUCCCACACAUCAUGCUGCGAUGCUCGAAGAUAUUGCGGAGCUCCGCAAUGUUUUGGGAGAGUCGACACCAGUCCUGGAUGUCGAUGACUCUGUUACUUCGGGCAGCGAAAUGAAUGUGCUCUUUGGCAGAGUGCGACCACUGUCUCUCGACCAGAUAUUGAGCAAGUGGCUGCCAACAAAGACAGAGUGCGAUAGGCGCGUUGCAGCUUACUUUCGCGCUCAGGGUAUUGCGGCGCCAUUUAUCCACGUUCAGCAAUUCCACAACCAGUACGAAAAGUUUUGGCAGAGUCGUGACAGUACCUCCCCACUGUGGAUCUCUAUCUUGUUUUCGAUAUGUUAUCUCUCAGAGCGUAUAGGACCAUAUGUGGCAGCGACUCCUCCAGGAUUCAGCUACGCAGCAACACAAUGUUUGGCUCUUGGACAAUAUAGUCGACCACAACGCUUUGCUGUCGAGGCCAUUACUGCCUUCAUUCAAGCCCGGAUCACAGAUAAGCUCGACGCAUGUCGCGAUUCAGGGAUGCUCUUUGGUGUCCUGGUGCCACUAGCAUACACUCUGGGUUAUCAUCGUGAUCCAGCACACCUGAAGCACGUUUCGCCUUUCGAGGGCGAAAUGAGGCGACGUACUUGGUCACUCAUUGUACAGCUAGAUUUGCUAAAUUCUUUCCAGCUUGGGCUUCCUCACAAUAUCCAGGCUGGAACGUGGGAUGUCAAGAGCCCUGGAAACUAUCACGACACAGACCUCACUGAGGAUAUGUCAACAUUGCCGCCUCCGAGGCCACCCUCAGAGAUGACGAAGAUGUUGUUUUACAAUUCGAAACAGAUUCUCGCAUCUGUCUUCGCCAAGAUUCUUCAAGCCGUACUUUGCACUUCCCAAGAUGCCCAAGACUCGCUUCUUCUACAACGACAGCAAGAACUUGAUGAUGCGAAUGCAACUAUCCCGACCGCUUUGCACUAUCAUAAUAUUUCAGAGUCCAUCGCAGAUCCUGUCAUGCUUUUCGUCACUAGACGUUGUCUACAGCUCAUGUACGACAAAUGCCGUCUAGUGCUACACAGAAGACAUAUUGCUCGUGGACGAGAGGCAAGCAUUCGAAUCUGCUUUGAUGCUGCGAAAUCGAUUGUCAACGGCCUCUUGACUAUGUACCCGGAGUUCAAGCCUGGUGGGCAGUUGUUUGGUGAUCGUUGGUUGAUGAGUAGUAUCGCCUUCAACGACUUUCUCACGGGCGCGAUGGCCUUCAGUCUGAUCCUGUGUCAAGAUCAAAGGACCAAGAUUGAGUGCUUAUCAUGGGAUGAGCGAUGCGAAAUCAAACAGAUGCUGGAGUCGUCACGAGAGAUUUGCGAAGAGAACAAGGAACGAAGUGCGGGAGCUCGGCGAUUGCUCAAGCUGCUUGGAAGUCUGCGUUCCCUGAUGAUUAUGGAGGAGACGCAGCCGCCUCCUUUUGCUCCUCUGGCGGACACGUCCAUGUCAGACAGCGAAGAGAUGGCGAUUGCACAGUCUGACUUCGCCGAGCUCUUCACCGAGACCCAUAUAUUCGACGACCCGCAGUGGGCUCUGAUGGAGGAGUUCUUGAAUACGAGCUUUGAAAUGUGA
Cercospora beticola is the source of this 1749-nucleotide messenger RNA. RefSeq names its product fungal specific transcription factor domain-containing protein. NCBI's taxonomy places the organism in Eukaryota, Fungi, Ascomycota, Dothideomycetes, Mycosphaerellales, Mycosphaerellaceae. Gene Ontology annotation, biological process: DNA-templated transcription. Gene Ontology annotation, molecular function: zinc ion binding; DNA binding. The record is from RefSeq and is a predicted model, not a curated record.